CACAGCAUCUCGGGCACACGUCAAACAGCAGGCCGACGAAGAGGUUAGCUCUGCAACUUUCCACAUCAGACCGUCGGAGGAAUGUCAUCGCUACGCAACAGUGUCCAGCGACGAUCGCACCGCGAGCGGGCGCAGCCCCUCGAGCGGCAGCGCCUCGGCCUUCUCGAGAAGAAAAAAGACUACCAGAAGCGUGCAAAGGACUACAACAAGAAGAAGGCCGUGCUCAAAUCGCUGCGCCAAAAGGCCGCCGACCGCAACGAAGAUGAGUUCUACUUCGGGAUGAUGUCGCGCAAGGGGCCCGGCUCCGCCAUCACGCGCGGCAAGUCGUUCACCGGCACCGUCGACGGCGACCGCGGCAACAAGGCCAUGGACGUCGACCUGGUCCGCCUGCUCAAGACGCAGGAUCUGGGGUACAUCCGGACCAUGCGGAAUGUGGCUGCCAAGGAGGUGCGCGAGCUCGGGGAGCGAUUCGUGCUCGCUGGCGGGACAGAUCAGAACGGGGACGAUGAGGACGACGACAGCGACGACAACGACGACAACAUGGGGCCGUCGAGAUCUGUGCCGCAAAAGCCAAAGAAGAUUGUGUUUUUCGACAGGACGGAAGAGAGAGAGCAGGCGCUGGAACAAGCAAAGGAGGAGGGCGAAGCCAUGGAGGACUUGAACGAUGAAGACGAGAAGACAACUGCGGAUUUCCGGAAAGCACAGAAUCUCGAGAAACUGCAGCGGAAAUUGAAGGCCGCGAAAAAGAAGCUAAAAGCCUUGCAGGAUGCAGAGUACGAGUUGGAGAUACAGAAGGCCAAGAUGGCAAAGACAGCGACGUCGGGAGGCGUAACCAAAAGCGGACGGAGGAUAAAAGUGCGAGAGAGGAAAAAAUAGGCUGAGGUGAAGGGAUGAACUCGAGGUGCGCAGUGAUACAGCGGUAUGCAGAGGAAGGGUGAGGCGUGGCCCUGCGGCGUCGAGCAAUGAUCACCCAACGAUGUCAUGGCCAGGGAACGUUUUAAUGGCGGAGUCCGUGAGUAACAAAGGUAGCAGUCUCCCGGUUGUUUGCUUUCCCAAGAGAUAGAGCUUGCAGCUGGAUAUCCUGUAUGUUAUAUACCCAGGUAGCAAAGCACCUCGAAUAAAUGACUCCAGAAUUGAGCAUGAGCUGUUU
Molecule: messenger RNA, 1150 nt
Organism: Parathielavia appendiculata
Lineage: Eukaryota; Fungi; Ascomycota; Sordariomycetes; Sordariales; Chaetomiaceae
Product: U3 small nucleolar RNA-associated protein 11
Exons: 2
Coding region: 82-876 (264 amino acids)
Biological process (GO): rRNA processing
Cellular component (GO): small-subunit processome; nucleolus
Source: RefSeq, a predicted model, not a curated record